AACUAAAGUACCAAAAUAGAAUUUGCAUGCAUAUAAUUCAGUUAUUAUGUUAGAAAUUAAAAUUUGUAUAACUAUAUAUAUAGAGAGCUCAUGCCAUUUAUCUUCAUAAACUUCAUACAUACUGAAAGCCGAGAAAAUAAAAAUGGAGUUGCAAAUUUUAUUGGUAAUGGUAGGAAUAAUAUUAGGGUUAGGGAUGGUGGUAGAAGUAGAAGGAAGAUCUCCAGUGUUGCAUGAGGUCGGAGGAAGUAGGUUUGGUUGGAGGCUUAAUGUUAACUUUUCUAAUUGGGCUGCUAAUCAACAUUUUUAUGUUGGUGAUUGGCUGUAUUUUGGGUUUGACAAGAGGAUUAUAAGUGUACUAGAGGUGAACCAAACAAAUUACAAAAACUGCAUAGAGAAAGACUACAUAACCAACAUAACAAGAGGAGGAAGAGAUGUAUUUAAUCUAACGGUUGCGAGGCCUUACUACUUCAUCAGCGGUCGAGGUUACUGCUUUCGUGGGAUCAAACUUGCAAUCAACGUUCAAGAUGCUCCAUUGCAUCCUACCCUCCCUCCUACUUCUUCUUAUUCUCUCACCAAAACAAGCCCUAAUUCUACUCUCAUCACGUCUCAUGCCACCACCACCACCUACUACCGAUUGUUCGAUCAUUUUCUCAUCACGAUCAUUGUCAUCAUCGUGUCUGUAACAACUAAUCGGUCCUUUGUUAAUUAGUAAUGCAAUAUUCCAUUGUCAUCAUCGUGUCUGUAACAGCUAAUCGGUCCUUUGUUAAUUAGUAAUACAAUAUUCCAUCAGUUUCAAAUUAAUGGUCACAUUGAUAACGUAACCUGACUUUGUAACGUCGUGUAUUUAUUAUUUACGUGUUUCUUAGAUAUUAUUCGAGGAUUUGAGUAGGGUACACUCGAUUUGCUUGUUUGGUGUUUCAUUUCUAUCAAAUUAAUGUUGUAAUAUAUAUUGGUGGAUGUGAUCAUUCAAUGUACCACACUACCAAGGAUGGUACAACAAGUUUUCAUAUGAA
Molecule: messenger RNA, 1013 nt
Organism: Chenopodium quinoa (quinoa)
Lineage: Eukaryota; Viridiplantae; Streptophyta; Magnoliopsida; Caryophyllales; Amaranthaceae
Product: lamin-like protein
Exons: 2
Coding region: 143-709 (188 amino acids)
Cellular component (GO): plasma membrane
Molecular function (GO): electron transfer activity
Source: RefSeq, a predicted model, not a curated record